Molecule: messenger RNA, 711 nt
Organism: Helianthus annuus (common sunflower)
Lineage: Eukaryota; Viridiplantae; Streptophyta; Magnoliopsida; Asterales; Asteraceae
Exons: 5
Coding region: 1-711 (236 amino acids)
Source: RefSeq, a predicted model, not a curated record
AUGGUGAAGGCUGCUCGUGAAGGUGCGGUUCGUACUCUUGCCAAAUUGCAUUCUGAUGAGCGCAAGGGUUGGAGGGAAGUUUGUGCUCGGGAAAAUGAAAAGCUUUUCCGUGUUCAUCAGGAGCUAACUAAUCUCAAAGUGGCGAAUGCUGCUUUGAUGAAUGAGAAGGCCGCAGCUGAAGCAGUUGCCAAAGAGGCCAAGGAGGCGGAGGCACACGGUGCCAAGGCUCUUGAAGAGGCGGAUGCUGACCGCAACAAUUUAAACAAAGCUGCCGAGGGCCUCAAGGUUGAAGUGCAGAACGGCGUGACCAUUAUUGAGGAGGUCACUGCUAGCGCGACUGAAGCUGAAGCGCCGGCAAGGGAGGCUGCUGAGGCUAGAGAUAGCCUAGUUUCCUCUUUGGAUCAGCUUAAGGCAGCUCGUGAUUGGAUGUGUGAUCAUGGUAUCGAGCAUAUUGUUGGAACCAUUCUUGACGCACCUAAAAACGCAAGUGUUGUUAAUGAGCUUAUGGAACGUGCGCGGGAGGAGGGGUUCAAGGCUGCUGUUAAUGCGUACAAUAGCUUGUCCAUUUCCGCCAUUGAAGAUAUUGAUAAAUGCUUGGAGGCGGAAGAUUAUGUGGACCGCUUGCGGUUGUUGUAUGAUGAUCCUGAGGAAGAGGAAACUACUGGUGGUGCCAAGGGUGGUGCGGGCACCAAUGGAACAAAAGAAGACUAG